AUGUGUGCGCUGUCAACGCAAGGUCAAGGAGGUUUCACGAGCGUCUUGUCAUUAUCUAUUCCUGAUCCACAGCGGACUCAUUUUGUGUGGGGAUUAAGCAAGGAUUUUGGACUGUCCGGGUUCCGUUGCGGAGUGGUCUAUUCCCAUGACAUUAGGAUAAUUACUCGACUGAAGCAGAUAGCUUUAUUUCAGGCUAUUCCUGCCCCUACACAGAAACUUAUUAACGGCAUAUUAUCUGAUUCAGAAUGGAUAGACAAAGUAUAUUUCCCAGCAUAUUACGAGAGAGCAAAAGACAUGUACAAGUUUGUGAUGGAAGUUUUGGACGAGUUGAAUAUCCCAACACCUUACAGCUGCCGAAAUGCGAUUUUCAUUUGGAUGGACUUGUCUCAGCCUCCUCCGAAAUAA
Molecule: messenger RNA, 405 nt
Organism: Pecten maximus
Lineage: Eukaryota; Metazoa; Mollusca; Bivalvia; Pectinida; Pectinidae
Product: probable inactive 1-aminocyclopropane-1-carboxylate synthase-like protein 2
Exons: 4
Coding region: 1-405 (134 amino acids)
Biological process (GO): amino acid metabolic process; biosynthetic process
Molecular function (GO): transaminase activity; pyridoxal phosphate binding
Source: RefSeq, a predicted model, not a curated record